AUGUUUGAAGUUGAAGAAAAGAUGGCAAUGCAGGCUCAGUUAGAUUCCAUCCAGCACAUGCUUAAACAGAUAGUUCCUCUUGUAGCCUGUUGUGCAGUUUGUGGUGGCAACCAUGCUUCUCAGACAUGUUAUCUGUUAGAUUUCGGUAGCCAAGUUCCUCAGCCUAAUGUGGAGCAAGUUGAUCUCAUUGGUUAUUCUAGACCACAGGGCCAUGGGCAAGGUUAUGGGAACUAUCAACAGCAAGGAAGAAAUCAGUUUGUUCUCUCUUGGAACAAUCAGGGCAAUCAAAUGAGCAGGUUACAAGCAACCAUAGAUUUUCAGCAGGCACAGAUAGAACGUCUCACGGCUCAGCAGCAAGGAGGUGGAAAUCAGUUGCCUAAUCAAGCCUCAUCUUCGAAUGGUAGGCUGCCAGUUGAGGAUGUUCCUGAUGAGAGUGAGGAGGAGCCUGUGGUGCAGAGAGAUUGUGUUAAGGGGAAAGCCCCUAUGCAAGAUCAGAGUACUCAUAGCAAGAAGCCUGAGAAGAAAGAUAAGAAGAAUGGUGACUCAGUUGUUCCUUGCAAUUUUCUGCCAUUUCCACAGAGAUUGUGGAGAUCCAAGGAGACUGAGAUAGAAAAUAAGUUCAAGAUGAUGCUGGAUAAGCUAGAGAUCUCUAUGCCUUUUGUGGAUGCAGUGACUCAGAUUCCUUCAUACAAGAAAUUCUUGAAGGAUAUUAUGAGUAACAAGAAGCUAGAAAAGAGUGUUGUAGUGGAUCUCAGUGAGGGAGCAUUGACUUGUGCAGUUCUUCAACAGAAAUUGCCUCCCAAGCUAAAGGAUCCAGGUAGUUUUACCAUUCCCUGCAUCAUUGGGGGAUUUGUAGUGGGCAGUGCUUUAUGUGUUCUGGGUACCAGUGUUAGCCUUAUGCCAUAUUCUCUUUGUAAGAGGCUUAACCUGGGCAGCCCAAAGCCUACCACCAUGACUCUACAGAUGGCUGACAGAUCCAUUAAGCGCCCAGUAGGAGUACUAGAGGACAUUCCGGUGAUGGUUGAUCAGUAUUUCAUACCGGGAUAUUUUGUGAUUCUGGAUAUGGAAGAGGAUACCAAGGUUCCCAUUGUCCUUGGUAGGCCAUUUCUAGCUACUGCUGGGGCUCUCAUUGAUGUGAAGAGGGGAAAGCUUGUGAUGGAGGUAGUUGGCCACAAAAUUGAGUUUGAUAUUUUUAAGAUGGCCAAGCACCAACCCUCUUACAUCGAUGAGUGUCAUGUGGUUGAAGUAUUGGAGCAGUGCAGUGUAGAGGUGGAGGAAGAGGAGGAUGAGGACUCCUCUGAACCAGUUGCUGAAGAGCAUGAGGAUCCACUAGAAAUAGUGGUUUCUCUUGCUCCAUUUGGAGAGGAGCAGGCCCCGAAGAUAGAAUUGAAACCUUUGCCUUCCAGUUUGAGGUAUCCAUUUCUUGGCUCUAAUUCUACUUAUCAUGUGAUCAUCAGUUCCUCCCUGAAGGAAAAACAAGUUGAGGAAUUGUUGGCUGUGCUCAGAAAGCACAUGAGAGCUAUUGGGUAUACGAUUGGGGAUUUAGUUGGCAUUGAUCCUAAGUAUUGCAUGCACAGAAUUUAUUUAGAGGAUGAUGCCAAGCCCAGUGUGGAGCCCCUUAGGAGGCUAAACCCCAAUCUGAAAGAUGUUGUUAAGAAGGAAAUUUUCAAAUUGCUUGNAAGGGAACAGGGGUGGAAAUCAAGGAACUCAGUGGAGGAAUAA
Messenger RNA from Ipomoea triloba (trilobed morning glory), 1722 nucleotides. RefSeq lists its product as uncharacterized. NCBI's taxonomy places the organism in Eukaryota, Viridiplantae, Streptophyta, Magnoliopsida, Solanales, Convolvulaceae. The transcript is spliced from 4 exons. The coding region runs from base 1 to 1722 and encodes 573 amino acids. The record is from RefSeq and is a predicted model, not a curated record.